GCCCCCAGGCGCCCUCUGUAGAUGGGGAACUGAGUGUCCCGGCCUGCAGGGGCCCCGAGUGAUGCCCGGGUCGGAAAAGCUGUCGAGCAGCCGCGGGUGCGCCAGCCCCGCGCACACGUGAGUUUAGUGAGUCAGGUGCACGAGAGCGCGCGCGCAUCUUGUCGGAGCGGCCCGCUGUGCUCUUCCCCGCCUCCCGGAGCGCGCGGAUCGCGGGCGCCGCGAGUUAAACUGUAGUCGGAGAGGGCCCGGUCGCCGCCGCCAGCUUUCCCAGUUCCGCUGCUGACCGUCCUGGCUCUCGGGGGAGCUGCCCACUGAAAAGCGAAUCAUCACAUACCCCUCUGUGGAUAUAAGAGGACUUAGGCUGGAAGCAUGAGGUGCGUCCUACAAGGCUGGAAGCUAGGGCGCCUGGGCCCAUGGGGUGCCUUGGGGCCACACGGGCCCCGGGGCAUCCAUACUCUGGCCAGUGCUGGCUCCUGCAGUGGAGGUGAGUACAGCCACGUGGUGGUGGGUGCAGGCUCCGCCGGCUGCGUGCUGGCUAACCGACUCACAGAGGAUCCGGAUGAGCGCGUGCUGCUGCUGGAGGCCGGGCCCAAGGACUUGUAUGCAGGGAGCAAGCGGCUCCUAUGGAAGAUCCACAUGCCCGCAGCCCUCGUGGACAACCUGUGCGAUGACAGGUACAACUGGUGCUACCACACAGAGCCGCAGCCGGGCCUAGACAGCCGAGUGCUGUACUGGCCGCGGGGCCGGGUCUGGGGCGGCUCAUCAUCGCUCAACGCCAUGGUUUAUGUCCGCGGGCACGCAGAGGACUACGAGCGCUGGCAGCGGGAGGGUGCGGCCGGCUGGGACUAUGCACACUGCCUGCCUUACUUCCGCAAGGCACAGACACAUGAGUUGGGCGCUGGCAGGUACCGCGGUGGUGACGGGCCCCUGCAUGUGUCCCGGGGCAAGAGCGGCCACCCAUUGCACCACGCAUUCUUGGAGGCGGCGCAGCAGGCUGGUUACCCCUUCACUGAAGACAUGAAUGGCUUCCAGCAGGAGGGCUUCGGCUGGAUGGACAUGACCAUCCACAAAGGCAAGCGCUGGAGCACGGCUUGUGCAUACCUGCACCCAGCACUGAGUCGCCCCAACCUCACAGCUGAGGCCCAGACGCUUGUGAGUAGGGUGCUAUUUGAAGGCACCCGUGCAGUAGGUGUGGAGUAUAUCAAGAAUGGCCAGAGCCACAGGGCUUAUGCCAGCAAGGAGGUGAUUCUGAGUGGAGGUGUCAUCAACUCUCCACAGCUGCUCAUGUUGUCUGGUGUGGGCAACGCAGAUGACCUCAAGAAACUGGGCAUCCCAGUGGUAUGCCACCUUCCUGGAGUUGGCCAAAAUCUGCAAGACCACCUGGAGGUAUACAUCCAGCAGGCGUGCACCCACCCCAUCACCCUCCACUCAGCACAGAAGCCCUUGAGGAAGGUUCAGAUUGGCCUGGAGUGGCUUUGGAGGUUCACAGGGUAUGGAGCCACGGCCCAUCUGGAAACAGGUGGGUUCAUCCGGAGCCAGCCUGGGGUCCCCCACCCGGACAUCCAGUUCCACUUCCUGCCAUCCCAGGUGAUCGACCAUGGGCGGGUCCCCACGCAGCAGGAGGCUUACCAGGUGCAUGUCGGGCCCAUGCGGGGCACGAGCGUGGGCUGGCUCAAACUGAGAAGUGCCAACCCCCAUGACCACCCUGUGAUUCAACCCAACUACUUGUCAACAGAAACUGACAUUGAUGACUUCCGUCAUUGUGUGAGGCUGACCAGAGAAAUUUUUGCCCAGAAAGCCCUGGCACCAUUCCGAGGGAAGGAGCUCCAGCCAGGAAGCCAUGUCCAAUCAGAUAAGGAGAUAGAUGCCUUUGUGCGCGCGAAAGCAGACAGUGCCUACCACCCGUCGUGCACCUGCAAAAUGGGCCAGCCCUCUGAUCCCAUGGCCGUGGUGGACCCACAGACCAGGGUGCUCGGGGUGGAAAACCUCAGGGUGGUUGAUGCGUCCAUCAUGCCCAGUGUAGUCAGCGGCAACCUGAACGCCCCCACCAUCAUGAUUGCAGAGAAGGCCGCCGACAUCAUCAGGGGCCGGCCAGCACUCUGGGAUGAGGAUGUCCCUGUCUACAAGCCGAGGACUCUGGCUACCCAGCGUUGAGGGCGCCCCCACCAGAGAAGGCCCAGCACAGCCUUUGCUCCCACUGCUCCUUCCUGACCCGCUCUAGAAUGUUAUGAUCCAGUGGCUGAGAAUCAGAUACUUUAGGAAAUGAUACCAGUAACUGGUCAGUGAAUGGGUUCCUUCUUCCCCGCAUGUCCCUGUUGGCCUCUGAGGGAGGCCCUCCUGCCUGCCUUCUCACGGGACAGCAGAAGUGAGGGGAUGCUGAUGGAGAAUGGUCAACUCCAGUCACAUCCUUGUCCUGUAUUCCGUGGUGCUCUCAACCCAGGGUCUUGUUGCCUUCCUGGGGCCUGGUAGGACUUGAACAAAGUGCUUCUCCCCCAGCAUCACUCUGUAGGCCAGCCCCUCUAAGAGCAGAGUGCCUGCACAGAGGCUGGGGCGUCCUCUCCCCUCAGGCUGAAAGUCCCUGCAGUUAGCGUGGAGUGUGGCUGGGAUGCGGGACAAGCCUCCAGCAUCCCUAGUCAGAGGGAAAGCACCUGCUGGGAGAGGCAUAUCCUUCUCCUUUCUUUUCAUGACCUCACUCCCGGAGCGUGGCAGGAACAGUGUUCGGGUGGGUCCCUCUGAGGGCCAUGCAGCCCACCCACCUCUGAUGCUCUGAUUCUUUUUUUUCUUUUUUUUUUGCUUUUUAGGGUUGCACCCAUGGUAUAUGGAGGUUCCCAGACCAGGGGCAACCAUUUGGAGCUACAGCUGCUGGCCUACACCAUAGCCAUAGCUACGCCAGAUCCAUAACACACUGACUGAGGCCAGGGAUCAAACCUGCAACCUCAUGGUUCCCAGUUGGAUUUGUGUCCACUGCACCACAAGGGGAACUCCUCUGAUGCUCUGAUUCUUAUCAACACCAUUAGCCUGAUGAGAGGAAGGCUGGGCCUCAUUCCAGGAGAUAAGGGUCUUUAUGGCCUCAUGACUACCUGGCUGGGGGCCAGGGGGGUGUCUCUCAUGAUUUUGCAUUUUUAAAAGAUUUCUCCCUUUGCCAGGGAAACCUGGUAAACCCAGAGCAAACCUGCAUAACCAGCCCCACUCUGUGUGAAGCCUGCAGAGACAGAGGGCUCACCUUCGGCCACGGCUGCUAAUUCUCAUUCUCUGAAGGUCCAUGGCAACAGACCAGGCUGCAGUCAGACUGACAAGAAGAGCAGUCAAAUAAAAUUGUGAUCCUAAUCCUGUAAAAAACACAGUUGAGUGAAAGAAAAAUACAUUAGCAAAGAUUAAAGUUUGUGGGAUAAAAACAGACACAAAAUAGCAUUUAAAACAGCUCUGUCAUCUUUAAACUUCUCAAAAUUCAAUAAUGCACUCUUGUAACUUCUUUUUGAACUAGGAUGUCUUGUCCAGACAGUCAUUACAAGGUAAUGAAAACCAGAAUGCAUUUUGGAUUGAUUUUUCUAACCAGCUGUAUCCAAAACUGUCUAUGGCAGGAAAAAGAAUUGCUACAUAGAAACCUGUCGCGCUGUCCUGCUGGGCCCAGAAUCAGGAGGGGCAGAAAAUGUAACAUUUCAGGCUUCACCCAGGAUCAGGGUGGAUUGAGGUGACAAUACCGGCAAUUUAUGAUUCUGAGAAAGGUUUUCAGAAAAGUGGAAAGAAGAAAGCCAUCUCACCUUCCCUUCUUUAAAAAUCUUUACGACUCUUAUUUAAUCUUACCUGUAAGCCUGUUUUGUUUUCCAUGCCAAGGGAGAGUCAAGAAAGAAGAUUCUAAAUCUGCUACAAGAUCUCUUGCUCCUAGAGAGAUUCCUCACCUGCCCACAGGCCUCUUCUUGGCCUCGUUGCUGCCUACGGGGGCGAAGGAACAGCGGGAGUGCAGGAGGCACAGCCCCACCACUCCGAGGGCCGCGAAGUGACGUUAGGCGUCGGCGGGGUGGGGGUCCCAGGCUUGAUUGUGACCGCGCUGACCUCCUCUGGUGUGGGUAUGGCAGGUGAUGUGGCCAUUCAGGUCUGCCACCUCCGCGUUCUCUGGUGACUUCGGCCUCAGAGAUGGUGGCUGAUGUUCUUGUGUGAUUGUGGAUGCGCGAAAUGACAUGCAGGAGGGGGAGCCUGCAUGGUUGAUGGCAUCCAGGCCCCUCUCCCCUUCUUGCUACUAGGCCUUGUUCCCUACCGUUUCACAAUACUGCCACACACAGAAAUACACUUCAAAGGAGAAGGUGAGUGUCACAUACCCAGGACCCAAAAGGAAAACUGCUGUUAGGGUUCAUACACAGGACAGAAUAUUCCAACCUGAGGUGGUUCCUAACUUGAGCCCUGACAGGUGAGUGCUGUGGGCAUCUGGGCAGGCUGGCUAAAGGUUCCAUGGCCACAGGGGAACCUCCAACCUCAGAAAGUGAGAAGCGUUGGCUGAGGAAGCCAUAGAGGGGAGAAGGUGCCAACCGGAAUGGGGAGGAUGAGCCACCGUCGGGUGACCCACGGGGCACAGAGACUAGCCAGCACUUAGCCCCUCAAGAAACUGGGAAGACUCGGUCAAGCAAAAAGGCUGCAGUACCUCAAAAAUGGGAGAGUGUACAUAUCCCCAAAAUGGUUGAAAAAGCCUGACUGAGAGCUCCUCUGAGGAAGACUGACCCCUUUGAAGAAGCCAGUGUUUAAGCUGCUGCAUCAGCAGAAGGUUCUUCCUGGUAGAGUAUGAGCCAGAACACAUGGUAUCAGAGCAACAGGUGACCAGUAAAGGGCAGGUCCUGCAAGUGAGACUCUGGUGCCUUUUGGUACAGCCCUUCUGCAUCCCAUGCAGGCUGCAGGAAUCAUUUCCAUAAAUUCAAAUAGCAUCUUCUCUCCAGCCAAACUUGUUCCUCCACCCAAAGGUCAUUUCCUGUUUCCACUGAAAAACUUAACAUCAGAUCUAAUACCAAGGUGCUUUUCUCUUCAAAAAUGAGGAAAAGCGUACACUCUUCUCCACUGGGCUUGUCUUGAGACCCAGGCAACUCUCCCACCACACCUCCUGCCACCGUCCCCACAGGGCGCCCUCAAGACCACCCUUGUUCCCCUGGUGGCAGCAAGGGCCCCAGCCCUGCUUCUGUCACCUGCCCUCCUAGGUCCCUAGUAGGGAAGGAAUGUCAUUUGAGAGAAAUAAAAACUUUUUCAACCAAUGAA
This is a messenger RNA of Sus scrofa (pig), 5238 nucleotides long. It is a transcript of the gene CHDH, whose product is annotated as choline dehydrogenase. The record is from RefSeq and is a predicted model, not a curated record. Lineage: Eukaryota; Metazoa; Chordata; Mammalia; Artiodactyla; Suidae. Gene Ontology annotation, molecular function: choline dehydrogenase activity; flavin adenine dinucleotide binding. Gene Ontology annotation, cellular component: mitochondrial inner membrane.